Molecule: messenger RNA, 2913 nt
Organism: Arachis duranensis
Lineage: Eukaryota; Viridiplantae; Streptophyta; Magnoliopsida; Fabales; Fabaceae
Product: protein FAR1-RELATED SEQUENCE 5-like
Exons: 4
Coding region: 871-2370 (499 amino acids)
Biological process (GO): regulation of DNA-templated transcription
Source: RefSeq, a predicted model, not a curated record
AGUAUCUAAGUAAUUGAUUUGGUAUACUUGUUGCUCCUAUUUCACUGAUACAUUUGGAUCUAAUCGAAACUAUUCGGUUGAUUCCUUUUACAAGAAGCUCAAUGCACCUCAACCCCAUUCCUCUCUGAAAUUGAAAGAAAAAAGCAACUCAAGCUCUACAUACCCAUUGACCCAGCCCCGCCGCCCGCACACCGCAGCCACUCCAACUACCGCAGCCACCUCAAUUUUGGUGUAUGUUCAUUUUUGGGAGAUGGAGCCAUCGGAUAGCGACUUUUUUGCAAUAGACUCCGAUGAGGAGUUCCUAACAGGAGACGAUCUAGAUUUUUUAAACAACGAUUCAGAGGCUGAUGAAGAUAGACCUCAAGAUAAGAGAAUAGCAGAGCUGUCACGAGAAGAUAUCAUGCAACUUCAGUUUACAGAUGAGGAAGCUGUUUAUCGAUUCUACAAGACUUAUGCAAUGAUGCACAGUUUUGCUGUGAGGUUGGAUGAAGUCAGACACGAUAGCGAUGGUUCCAUAAUUAUGCGCCAAAUUGUUUGCAAUCGGGCGGGCAUAAGAAAUGAAGAGGUUGAAAAGGACGAAAGAAUCAGGGACCACCGACCCCUAACUCGAAGUUAUUUCUGGGCGAGAAUUCGUGCAAGACUGGAUAAAAAAAUUCAGAAAUGGAAGGUUGUUUCUUUCUACGAAGAGCGCUCUCAUGAAUUAGUUGCUCCACUCGACGUUAGCAUGAUGCCUGAGUAUCGCACAUUCAAUAUCUCAGAUAAAGCUCAGGCAAAGAAUUUGUACGACAUAGGCAUCAGACCUGUCACAUCUUGGGAUACUUGGCUGCUCAAAAAGGUGGAUAUGCAAACUUAUCAUUCAACCAAAAAGAUAUGUACAACCUCAUUACUCAACAUAGGAAGGAAAAGGUGAAAGGUGGUGAUGCAAAUGCUGCAAUAAGCUACCUGAGAGGUAAAGCUGGGAAUGAUUCUUAUUUCUUUGGCAAGUACACUUUAAGUAAUAAGAAUCGAUUGAAAAAUUUGUUCUGGCCUGAUGGGACUAGCCGCAUUGAUGAGUGCUUUGGGGAUGUCUUGACAUUUGAUUCGACUUACAAUAGGAAUGUCUACAAUAAACCACUUGUGAUAUUUUUUGGUAGCAAUCAUCAUGGGCAGACCAUCGUAUUUGGUUGUGGUCUUCUUGUUAAAAAGGAUAUUGGUUCAUACAAGUGGCUCUUGGAAACUUUUUGGGAAGCAAUGGGAAGUAAACACCCUACGGCAGUUGUCACCGAUGGAGAUCUUUCAAUGAGAGAAGCAAUUAAACAUGUCUUUCCUUAUGCAACACAUCGACUAUGUGCAUGGAACUUACAUAGGAAUACAUGCGAAAAGGUUAAGAACAGUGGAUUUCUAAAGAACUUCAAGCAAUUGAUUUAUGCCAAUGUGAGUGUUGAAGAGUUCCAGGUCAUGUGGGAAGACAUGGUGGUCAGGUAUAACUUAUCAAGCAACUCUUGGGUCGUCCAAACCUAUGAGAUGAGGAAUCUAUGGGCUCUUGCAUAUUUGAGGGACCAGUUUUUUGUGCGAAUCAGGACAACAUCCCAGUGUGAAGGGAUUAACUCUCUAAUAAAAGCAUAUGUGAGAAAGAAAGAUACCCUUCUUGAAUUCAUCAAUAACAUGGAGACCGUGGUUAGCCAUUACAGGAACAAUGAAAGAGUCGCAGAGUUCAACAGUAAAUAUACCAAACCCGUACUUGUGACUUCUUUGCCGACACUUGAAGAUUUUACUGCAAAGACUUUCACUCGUAACAUGUUCCGGGAGGUCAGAAAGGAAAUUGAGGGUGCUUGUGCAAUGAAUACAGAGUUGGUAAUUCAGGAUGGUGGAAAACUAUACUUCAAGUGUAACAGUUUUGGAGUGCCAAAGAUUGAUCACGUGGUUGAGUUUGACAGAGUUGGGGGGAUGCUUCGUUGCGAGUGUCUGUGGUUCGAAACUAGAGGAAUUCCCUACAUGCACAUAUUCGCCUGCCUAAAGCACCAACACGUUGAAGUUAUUCCAGAGCGCUUAGUGUGCAAGCGUUGGACAAAGAAUGCCAAGAGUGACUUCAUGAAGUCAAAUGUCGAUGAUCCAAGUGAUUCUGAUAAGGUACUAAAGUGUCGUUUUGGUGUGUUGGGUGCUGAAUGUUCUAGGAUGAUGGAUUUGUCCUGUAAGAACUUAAGUGAUUUUGUCGAAACAAUGAAUAGUGUUGUCGACACAAUUACAAAACUCCAAAAGCGAGGUGAAAAUCCAUGCAACGCUAACUUAGAUGAUGAUUACGUUGGUGACCCAUUGGUGGUGAAGAGUAAAGGAGCUCCCAAGAAAAACUCAAAAUUCAAGCAACAGAGAAAGUGUUCAAACUGCGUGUGACAGGGCACUACAACAAAAGUUGUCAUAAUGCUCCUGGUAGAAUCCCAAAGGAGCCAAUAGACGAUGAUACAGAAAAGAAUAUCAGCAGCAUCCUCCCUAAGCGCAAAAGACAUGACAGUGUAAAAAAUUAGAAUAAGAUGGAAAAAGAUAGGAACAUUGGUGGUGGAACAGCACCAACCUCAGCAGCUAAGUCGACUUCUAUUGAUCAAGUGAAAACAUCAAGUCUUGGUCCCAAUAUCCCGGUUUGUGCAUCUACAAGUAACGAAGAGUCUGUGAUGGGUUCCAGACCAGCUGAGUCUUCUGUUGUGGCCCUUGAAACAGGAAUGGCAGAUUGAAGAUGCUUCAGAUUUUUGGAUGAUUGUUUAUUUCGUUCCAUUUACUAAUUACCUUUUAUUGAUGAUUUGUAUAGUUUGCAUUUAUUGAUUGAGUUGACAUUUAUUGAACUAGGAAGAUUACGUCAUUUUGCUCAUUUACUAUUAAAUUUUUGAAAUUGCUUUUUGACUUAUUCUAUCAAUAAAAGAAUUUGAGCUUAAUUUUAGUUCA